AUGCACUUGGCAGACUACCUUCAGAGCGCCAUGUCAGACUAUGAACUUCUCACCCAGUACACCGAGGAUGCCUAUGCCAAAGAAGAUCGAAUUUGCGAUCGUCCGUCUUGCAUGGCUAACAUUAGGACUGGAGAGCCAUGUUUUUAUGUUGCGACCAUCGAGCCAGGUCAACGUGGGCGCUAUGUGUGUGAAUCCUGCCACUUGCAUUAUGAGAAUAAACGAGCUACUUCAGUGAGACCUACAGGUAAUCGAACCUUACAAUCACAAGGCCGCGCCCCUCCUGAUCCACGUACAAUACAACAAUUGGUGAAUGCGGCACAACGAAGAUCGACACCUAAUCCGCCUCCUGUCAUUGCUGUACCUGGUGGCUUUCGUCCUAGAGGGCCAGAUAUUAGAAUCCCUACAUCAUGGCAAGGGCCGCAAGGUUCAUCAUCCAUCCGGCAUUCGUCACAACAAGGUGCCAUUGGGUAUUCGUCGCAACACGCACUUUAUGCUGCUGAGCGUGACCACUGGGGGAAAAUGGCAUACGCUUCAUCUCUAGCAGAGACCAUUUUACUUGAAAUUACUGUGGUUCACGAAGGUGCCGGAGCGCGCAAAAAACGAGGUGUUCCUAUUGGAAACAUAUGUGAGGGUAGGAAGGAUGUUGAUGCUCGAAUUGACGCAUCUGGGCUCAUCAAGCUAGCUUUGGAGACUGUCGUCCCAAAGUUACGCAAAUUCGAUGGAGAAUUUGUCUGGCGUGUUGAGGAGUUCAUAAUCCGAGAUGCUGCAUGGGUGGACCUAUCCAAUCACCCACAAUUGGUUCCCUAUUUCUAUGAUCAGUGCCUGCAGCCAUCUCGCAAAGGCACCAAAUCGACCUUCAAAUCUAAACAAUUUGCGCUGAUGGUCGUUGUCCCGGAGGCCCAGUGGAAUGAAUACGAGAAUUGGUUGGAACUUCGUGCGGAAAUGGAAGCUGAAGCUAUCCGAACGAGCUGCACUCAGUCUAGUGAACAUGCUACUGCUCACACAGCCGUCAGUUUCAAUGUGCCCUCAUCAGCAACAACUUCGCUCGCUGAAAAUGAGCUUUUCUUACCAUCCGUGACCACCAACAAUUCUGUGACGGUCUCUACCAAGAGAGCCCACCAGCGUGCUGAAAGCUCUAGCAGUCUCAGUGGUACUUCAUCUCCACCUCGAAAGAAGAAUCCACCUCCCACAGCUUUUCAUUCACCUGAUCGUGAUCUGCUCAAAGAAGUCUUGAAGAUCGGCGGAGGUGCCAACUUAAAUGUAAAGCAAGUCUUUGGACUACAUAGUGAAAGUGUGCAAUUUCACCCAAUCCCUACCCGCGAUAUCACCGACCUCUUGCUACACAAACAGCAUCAUUCAUUUUCGGUGGACACGGCUGAAUCUUCCAUUGGACAGCUGACUAUUGAUACAUCGACGGACGGCUUCAUUGGAAUUGGUGGCUUCAAGACUGCGAACGCUGGAUGGCUCAUCCUCCCAAGACUGGUCUCGGAUCAGUGGCUCGUUGGAGCUUAUAAAGUUGGCCGGUAUUCACUCGUCGACGAGCUACAGAAGCUAUUCAGAGAGGCCAACGUCCUAUACUGGUCCAAGUCUUUAUUAAAGCUCACAUACGACUUCAUCAAUCGUUCCAUUGCGUCCUCACCUGAACCCCCGCCGUUUGCUGUCCCACGUGUUCGAUUUGUAGAAGCUGGCCUUGCAUUGUGCCACCACCAAGGGGGUAGCAAGCCUGGAGCAAAGACAGGGUCAACACGGGCUGUCUUUCUCCUUGAAGAGCUCAUUGAGGGCGGUGAUGAUAUGUUUGUCAAAUUCAUCCACAAUAUGGACGCCAAUCCAUUGCUCGAUGAAUUGGACUAUGGCUACGACAUGGCCGAAUUCUUUGUUUUCACACAGCAUGUCCAGUAUGUCAAGACUGGCAAGCUCGCUUUCAUAUCCGACUAUCAGGGUAGUACAGUACUACUCACAGAUCCUCAGGUCCUGACUCAUCCGUCCGUCAGCGAUGGAUGUGAUAUUUUUGGUGAGGGAAAUAUUGAGGCAUCUGUCAGCAAAUUUGAAGACCAGCAUGCCUGCAACGAGUACUGUGGAUGGUUUGGGCUGGAAACAUUCGUGAAGGAGGCAAAUGACGAUGAAGCACUAGUUGUAGAAAAUUAG
This is a messenger RNA of Suillus fuscotomentosus, 2145 nucleotides long. RefSeq lists its product as uncharacterized. Bases 1 to 2145 code for a protein of 714 amino acids. Gene Ontology annotation, biological process: protein phosphorylation. The record is from RefSeq and is a predicted model, not a curated record. Gene Ontology annotation, molecular function: protein serine/threonine kinase activity; ATP binding. NCBI's taxonomy places the organism in Eukaryota, Fungi, Basidiomycota, Agaricomycetes, Boletales, Suillaceae. The transcript has 9 exons.